Messenger RNA from Penicillium soppii, 216 nucleotides. Its product is annotated as MFS general substrate transporter. The record is from RefSeq and is a predicted model, not a curated record. Bases 1 to 216 code for a protein of 71 amino acids. Lineage: Eukaryota; Fungi; Ascomycota; Eurotiomycetes; Eurotiales; Aspergillaceae. The transcript has a single exon.
AUGACUGAGAAGAUGAAGAUACCUGUGAACGAGAGUCUGGCAGAUUCUGGGUCUGACGAGGCGGAGAAAACCUCCAAGUUUGCAGAUGCCACAUUUUCCGCGGCUGAAGACAAUCGUGGAAAGUACCCCACGGGAUGGAGAUUGAGAUCAAUCAAAGGAAACACGAGCGACUCCAAUAGCCUGGUAGAGGAUAUGGGCUUGAGUCAUCCUACCUGA